AUGCUACACAGAAACGACGUUUCUUAUAGAGGAGUCGAAGCGCCUACUAGAGAGGCUGAUCAUGGCUCGCUGAGGCAGCGCGAGGGGCGGGGGACGCGGGGAGCAAGGAGGGCGCGGAGCCUUCCGCCGAACUGCAGCGGCCUUCUUGCGGAGGAGGAGGGGGACUCCGCGGAGUCCGCGCGGGCGGCGGAAACCGUCGCCGCAGGGGGAUUGGCGCGAAGGGCGGAAGGCGGCGGAGCAGCCAGCGGGACUAGUCCGCGCACUUGCCGGUCGCAGAGUCCGUGCGGACGACGAAAAGGAGGCGGAAGGGCUGGCGGCGGCCAUGCGACGAUUUUCGGCGACGAAAACGACUCCUCUGCAACAGCGGGACGGAGCUGGUGGACCGGCGAUGGCGCUCCGGCGGCGGAUGCGGCGUCAAUCACGGCGAGCGACGCGGACAGCGGAGUAUCUUCCGUGCGUCUUCGCAAUCAACAUGACGGCGCGAGAUCGCCGUGGGAAGGCGGCGCGGGGCGCGCGCUGGUGGACGUGGAACGGCGCCAAUCGCGGAGUUUGGACGGCAACGGACGGCUGCGCGAUUUUGCGGCCGGCACGACAGCAAGCGGAGACGGCGGCUCCGGUCGGUCGGCAGCAUUUUCGAAAAGGCCGCCGGCGUCUGUAGCAAUUGUAGAACCCGAAGCGGCGCUUCAGGAGAGGGCGGCGGCGACGAGAGCGGGGAACGGCGCAUCUGGCGGGGCCGGCGCAAGUGCGCGGGUGGGCGCAAGCGCGGGGAACGGCGCAAGUGCGGGGAACGGCGCAAGUGCGGGGAACGGCGCAAGCGCGGGGAACGGCGGAACUGCGGCUACAAGAGAUGCUUGCGCGGACGUGCCUGGUGAUGUGGCAGCAAGCGCGCAAGCGGAGCGAGUGGAAAUAGGAGGGCGGCCAGAGGAAGCCGGGAAGGCGGAAGGCGGCAAAGGGGGAGAAAGCGGUGGCGGAGAGCGCGCAGCGGAGCCCCGCGGGGGAGAUGUCAGACAGGGGAUUGGCGGAGGCGGAAAGGGGUUAGGCGCAAGGGGGCAUGGGGGGAACACGGUGGGCGGAGGAGCAGCAAGAGAGGCGAGCGAUAGGGAGGCAUGCAGCACGGUUGAACUGUGGAACCCGUUUUAUAACGACGACGUGAUUUGCAUCAAAUGCAGCAGCAGCAGUGAGUCGGGUGCGGGUAGUGGCAAUGAUUGUGAGAGGAAGGGGAGGGGGACGAGGGAGAAAAGGAGCAAGAGGGGGAAGAAAGGGAGGAGCGCACGCAGCGGGAGUAGCGAGAAAGAGGAAGAGGAGUGUUGCGGUGGUAUGGGCGAGCGGGAGGGAGUGGAGGGAGGGGAGGAAGGGGAGGAAGGGGAGGGCGAGGAGGGCGAGGAUGGGUUGGCUGCUGCUACUGCUACUGCUGCUGCUGCUGCUGCUGCUACUGCUGGUGCUACUGCUGGUGCUGGUGCUGCUGCCAACGGCAAUGGUAUUGCUGCUGCUGCUAGUGGUGAUGGUGAUGCUGCUGCUGCUGAACAGCCUGAAGCCCAACCGCACGCGUCAGCGCCGGACUACUUCCCAUUCGACGGGUUCUUUCAACCCCGGUUCGACCAGCUCUCCUCCACCGACUCCUCUUGCUCCCCUGACCUCGUGUUCUCCUUCCACCCUCCCCAACCCACCGCACACUCCCUCCCCUGCUCUCCCCUUGAUCCUUCCUCCCUUCUCGACUGCGCGCUGCCCCUCUGUCAUCCUCCCCCCUUCCUCGCACUCUCAUCCGACAAAAGGGGGAGUGGUGAUGAGGGAGAGGUGGUUGCAGGGGGACAGGUUGGAAUGGAGAGUGAGAGGGAGAAGGAGAGGGAGAAGAAGGUGGUAAUGGAAGGCGAGUGUAGGAGUCAAGCACUGUCGGUUAUAGAGGAGGGUAAGGAGGGUACUGAGAGUGCAACCAGGAAAGGUGCAGAAGGCAUGCGUCAGAUGGAGAAAAGAGGCAGUGUGUUACAGAAUGUGCAGCAGCAGCAACCGCAGCUGCAGCAGAAGCAGGAGCGGAAAGAUGGGCGGCAAGGACGGCUAGAGGAAGUGGAGGGAGAGGAGCCUGCUGUCAAGAACAUGCAGAAGAAGACAGAUAAAGAGAUGCCUAGGAAACGCCGCCGGAAAUGGGAGCGAGAAGAAGAGGAAAAGGUGAAGGGUGCGAGGAGGCGAAGGAAUGAUUUUAGGCGCCUUUUGGGAGUCAAGAGGAGUGGUGUGAGGGUUGUGGUGGGGCCUAGACGGUUGGAGCUGCUCAAGAAAUGGCUGUUGGAAGUUAUCGCAGAGGCACAGGGGGGAAAUGCGGUGGUGUUGGGAGGAGCUAUGGGUCAAGGUCUGCUGGUUCUGGCGGCGCCAAAGCCCCUCCUGCCUGCGGUGCUGCGCUGGCUGCAGCAGCAGGGGUGGGUGCAGUGGAUUGCCCCCCGGCCCCGCUCUCGCCUGCACAACCGAUGGGCCUCCGCUGUCACUCAAAGCGGCACCUCCGUUGGCUUAGACGACGACCCAGGGUUCGGAUCCCCAGGGUCAGACAGCAGCGGUGGUGGUGGUGGUAGUGAGGAGCAGAGGAGUGAGUUUGGGGCGGCAAGGCCCCUGUGGAGUGCGGGGAUAACGGGAGUCGGGCAGAUUGUGGGGAUUGGCGACAGUGGCAUCGACAUGCAGAGUUGCUUCUUCCGCGAUGACACCGUCCCUCUGCCAGGCCCCACGCACCACAAGGUGGUGCAGUACCGGGUGGUCAACGGCGACACAGUGGACGAGCUGGGGCACGGCACCCACGUGGCAGGCUCCGUGGCGGGGGCCUGCUCGCAGCAACAGCAGCCGGGGCAGCAACCGCAGGAGGGGCAGCAGGGGGCAAAGGGGCCGGAGAGUGUGGAUCUGUACCCUGGCAUGGCGCCUGAUGCGCGCAUUGCCUUCACUGACAUGGGCGAGGGCGAUGUGGGGUACAUCAUGCCGCCUGCUGACCUGGGCAGUGGGUACUAUGGGCAGGCAAUGAAGGCCGGGGCGUUCAUCCACUCGGACUCAUGGGCGUCAGGAGUGUUCGCAUAUGACUACAUGGCGCAGUCAGUCGACCGCUUCACCUUCAACAACCCUAACUUCCUCCCAGUAGUCGCGGCAGGCAACAUGGGCUCUGUGCACCGAGACACAGUCUCCAUCUCAUCGCCUGCUCUCGCCAAGAACUGCCUCACAGUGGGUGCGACCCUCGGCAGUGUCGGCUCCUCCCCGCCCCUCCUCGCCACGCCCUUCAACCUCUCCAUCCUCGCGCCCUCCCCCUCUCUCCUCCCCUCCGACCGUGCCUGGUACCCCCUCCUCUCGCACGCCUUUGGCGCCACCUUCCAGCCCGGUCUCUGGGAGGAGGGGGUGGCGUGGGGGCUGGUGAGGGGGGAGCCGAGGGAUGGGUGCAGAGCGGUGCGGGGCGGUAGUGGGAGCACAGGAGGGAGUGUGGCUGGGUUGAUCGUGCUUCUUGACGCGGGGUACUGCCUGUUUGCAGAUAAGUUCAGGAACGCCCAGGCAGCAGGUGCAGCGGCAGCAGUGAUCGUGGCCAACGACACUCUCGGCUACUUCCCCAUGGCUGCUCCCUUUGGCGCUGACCCCAGCAUCACCAUCCCAGGUGGCUCUGUGCCGCAAGCAGUGGGCGCCAUUCUAGAUGCAGCUCUCAGGAGGGGCCAGCCCGUGCAGGUGUCCAUCGCGCCCCUGGCUGUGUCUCUCGCCUUCCGCCCCGAUAGCAUGGCUCGCUUCUCCUCAUGGGGUCCCACACCUGAUGGCCGCAUUAAGCCUGACAUCUCUGCUCCAGGGGAGGGCAUCUGGUCAGCAAAGAGCAACCGCAACCUUCGCCAGCCAUCAUGUUCUGUCACACAGAUGUCAGGCACCUCAAUGGCCACGCCCAUCACUGCUGGCUCGGCUGCUCUGCUCAGGCAAUACUUUAUGGACGGCUUCUACCCCACUGGCCAAAGGGUCCCAGCCAAUGGUUUCGUGCCAAGUGGAAUGCUGCUCAAGGCCACACUGAUAAACGGAGCCAUGCCUCUCACUGCUGGAAACGGUGACCGCUACCCUAUAGACGCACCACCCUCCAUGAACCAGGGCUUUGGCCGCGUGCAUCUGGCCAAUGCUGUGCCUAUAGCGGGUACGGCGUCCUUCACUACAGUGGCAAUCGAGGGGCCUGCUCUGAAGACGGGUAACGGUUACCGUGUCUGCUUGCUGGUUGAUCCUGGGAGGAGCGAUGGAGGAAUGGGGAGCGAGGAUGUCAAGAUCACGCUUACCUGGUACGAUGCACCAGCAGCGCUGGUGGCGAAUCAGAACGCGGCAACGCCGCUGCUGGUGAACAACCUGGACCUCUCAGUCACCUCCCCCACCGGCCACUCCUUCUUUGGGAACGGGGGGCUGGCCCCUGAUGCCCGCAACACUGUUGAGCAGGUGCACAUCACAGCGCCACAGCAUGGCGUAUACACGGUGGACGUGAGGGCAGUGCAGGUCAACAUGCCCAUGCCAGGCACGGCACCAAGCAGCACUCCAGACACCACUUCAGACUCCUCACCAGACAACCCCCCAGGCCCCACAAGCAGGGCAUUUAGCAGGACUCCUGGCAGGACGCCUAGGGGGUCCUUCCCUAGCAGUCCCCCCAGCAGCCCUCCUAGCAGCAGGGACGGCGGGCAGCGCUUUGCUGUGGCUGCCAGAGGCCCCAUCACCCAAGUCGACUGCCUCUAUGUGCAAGCGGACCCCCCUCCCCUGCCCCUAUCCAGCAGCCCCUCCAUCUCCAUUCCGCUCCUCUUCCCCGCCAGCCCCGCCACCACUGUCCUCUGCAGCCUCACUAGGGUUACCAGCAUCAGCAGCAGCAGCAGCAGGAGUAUGGCAUCAGCAGCUGUUGGCAGCACUGACGGGCAGAUGGAUAUGGCUACGGACAGAUCUGCAUUGGUGGAGGAGGAUGGAUGGGGGACAGAGGUAGCAAGCGACCAGGCAUGGAUUGAGGCAUUUGGCAGUGUAGCAGGAGGAGCAGGAGGAGCAGGUGAGGCAGGCGGAUGGGCAGAGCAAGGGGCAGACGCAGGGUGGGCAGGAGAAGCAGGAGACAGAGGAGGAACAAAGGAUGAAGGAGGAGCAGGGGUAGCAGCUUUGGGAGGCACAGAGGAAGAGAGCCACGUGGUGGUGCUGCCAUGGGGCCCGUGCACCUCACCUGUCACCUUCCCAUCCCUCGAUACUGGCACCUAUGUCUUCUCAGCGCAGCUCCUAGACACCUCCUACACCAACACCCUCAUCAGCCCUCUUUACAGGACCACCUUCGCUAUCGAUCUAGAUGCACCCACCACCACACUCUCCUCGGCUUACACACCUGCUACCACCGCAGCCGCUUCUUUCACCUUCUCCUCUCCGUCUGCUGACGUCAGCCACUUCCAAUGCCAGCUCAGCGCCUCGUCGCUCUCGCCUCCCCCCGCCGACCCCAUCACCCCGCAGCCAAUCGCGUUACGCCAGGCAAGCAGCAUCCCCACCCGCCUGUUCGAAUGGCUGUUCCCGCCCUCUAUAGUCACACAGAGCGAGCAGCUGCCAGCCACAAGCCCAGGAGGACAAACCCCUCGUUUGGAUCUCACCCAGGGAACCCCCGCGUGGGGUAACUGCAGCAGCCCAGUGUCUUAUUCUGGGUUCUAUGACGGUCGCUAUUCCUUCUCUGUGCGGGCUGUGGAUCAGGCUGGGAAUGCGGAUCCCAACCCCCCUAUAGUCACAUGGGCGAUCGAUACUGUCCUGCCGAAAGCAGUGGUUCUAGAAGCGCCGGUGGUGUAUUCGAACCAAGGGAGUGUUCGGUUUGUGUUUGCGCUUGAUGGGGAGGUGGGCUCUGGGCAGGCAACGGCCUCACAGAUGGCUUUUGAGGCGCUAGAGACAGUGGCAGUGGUGGAUUCAAACCAGGAAGCAUGGAACCGCCACGGCCUCAACAACGCGUCAGCCAGAGCAGCUUUCACCAUCGACUCCUCUCGUCCCCUUGUGCUGCUGCUCUCCUACCCUCCACGCGUCCUCACUCGCCCCCAGGCUGUCUUCUCCUUCUUCUCCCCCAAAAUGGUUACCUUCACCUGCCGACUCGCCGCCUCUCCUCCCCUUCCACCCACUAACCCCUUCCCGGCCUCUUCUCCUCUCACCUCCUCUCUCUCUUCUUACUCCUUUUCCUCCUCUUCCGCCUCUCCCUCCUCGCCACCCCUCUCGUCCACCAUUCCCUUCUCGCCAUGUGUCAGCCCCGUGCGCUACAACCUGCCAGAUGGCACGUACACGUGGCAGCUGUCAGCCAUAGACUGGGCGGGGAACGAAGCAGAACCACUGCUGCUGGAUUUCACAGUUGACAGCACACCCCCAACACUACCAACCCCGCUCCCCUCUGCUACCUUACUCGCUACUUUCACUGGUUCAGACGGCCAAUCAGGCUCUGGAAUCUUAGGAUUCCUCUGCCACGUGGCGCUGGCUGAUUCGCCGGACCCGCCCCUGCUAUCUCCAGGAGCCUGGGCGCCGUGCUCCAGUCCGUUGAAAGCACCUGGGCUUUCACCUGGGCAGUACAGACUGCUGGUUGUGGCACGAGACAGAGGGGGUGUGGUUAGCACCACAUCUGCUACGGGCAGUUUCACUGUGGAGGCACCUAUGGUGGUGUUGGGUCUGGAGGAAGAAAGAGGAGCAGGCAGCAGCCAACCAAAUCUUCCUGAUUCCAGCACGGAUGGUGGUGCACCACCUGUCUCACAGGCUGCUGCUGCUGCUGCUGCUGCUGCUGCUGCUGCUGCUGCUGCAGUGUCGUUCGUUGCCCCCUUUCCACCUGCAUACAGCAGCAACAGCUCUGCCACGCUCCACUUCAUCACCGUUCACAGUAACGGAACGUCCUCAAACGAGGACACACUGAAUCAGCCAACAGUUCCUUCUGAAUGCGUCCUGCUUUCCACGCCCCUCCUCCUCUCCACGCCGUAUCAACCGUCCACGCCUUCCCAGUCUCCUCCUCCACCUCCCCUGCUCGCAUGGCCCUGCAGCAGUCCCCUCCUCCUGCCCUCUCUCCCAGACGGCCGCCACCAGCUCUGGGUGCGCCUGCUGGGGGAGCAGCGCAGUGGGGGGUCGUGGGCUGCCUUCUCCUGGACUGUCGACACCACCCCACCCUCCACGUCCAUCUCGUGGGCCAAUGACAGCGUGCCAGGUGUCGCCUCCUCAUUGAGCCCCACUGUGCGGGUGAUUGGGUGGGAGGAGGGGGGAGGGAGUGGAGUAGUGCGCCUUGAGUCUGACGUCACCCUCGCCUCUCUCCUCCCCUCCCCACCCACCACCCCCUCCUCCCCUUCACCCCCCACUCAAACGCCCACCGCAAGCCCCCGUCUUGGCGCAUCUCCAUAUGCACCUCUGCCUGCCGGCGCGUAUUCGUUCAGUGCUGCUCUCCCGGAUGGUGUCUAUGCGUUCAGUGCUAGAGCUGUGGAUGCAGCAGGGAAUGCGGACCCAAACCCGCCCUCAGUGCAGUUUGUGGUCAGUGCCUGGGCGAUAUCCCUGGCUGGGGUGGAAAGGAGAGAGGAUGGAGGAGGUGAAGGGGGAACCAAGGUAGUGGAUGCUGCUGGCAGUGGCGGCAAUGCUGCUACAGAUACCACUGCGGACACAUACUCUCCGUCCCGCCAGCUCUCAGCCUCCUUCCCCUCAGUCACCAUUGCAU
Molecule: messenger RNA, 7645 nt
Organism: Closterium sp. Naga37s-1
Lineage: Eukaryota; Viridiplantae; Streptophyta; Zygnematophyceae; Desmidiales; Closteriaceae
Source: the annotation of a GenBank genome assembly